Adineta ricciae is the source of this 3711-nucleotide messenger RNA. NCBI's taxonomy places the organism in Eukaryota, Metazoa, Rotifera, Eurotatoria, Adinetida, Adinetidae. The record is from the annotation of a GenBank genome assembly.
AUGUGGUGCAUGAUCGUUUUGUCUGCAAUUGCUUUUCAAUCUUUGCCGAUCGUCUCCAUUAAUGAAACUUGUUGGCCAACUGCAAAUAAUUUAACGUGCGUUCUAAACGAUCUACUCUUGGGAUAUAAUAAAUAUCAACGGCCUAACUAUACUGGAGAUCCGAUCCGUGUAGAAGUUUACUUAAUGAUUAUUAGUCUAGGACCAAUUUUUGAAUUGGAUAUGUCAUUCACAAUGAAUCUGUUUUUUCGACAAGUAUGGACUGAUCAACGAUUGACAUUACCCAAUCAAGUAUCCAACGUCGCUGUUUCAACAAAACUACUCAGUGCAAUAUGGAAGCCUGAUACCUUUUUUAUAAAUUCACAUUCUGCUUACCUUCAUACAACGCCAACAUUCAAUCAUCUUUUGCGCAUAUUAGAAAAUGGUCGAUUGCUUUACUCCAGUCGUUUAACAAUCAAAGCUUCUUGUUCGAACUUUUUAAAACGAUUUCCUCUUGACGUUCAAAUAUGUCCACUGGUAUUAUCUAGCUAUGCCUAUGGGACGAAAGAUAUCAUAUACGAUUGGAAACUAAAUGCAAACAAUGGUGUAGAAUUUGAACGAUUAAAAUUAUCCCAAUUUGAUCUAUUCGAUCAUAAAAUCUCUCGACGAGAAGUUCAAUUGAAUGACCGAAAUCAUUCCGUCCUUCAACUCGAUCUCUUCAUGCGUCGAAAAGCUGGGUAUUAUAUUCUACAAGGUUAUAUCCCGGCAGGAUUGUUAGUCAUUCUUUCAUGGAUAUCAUUUUGGAUCGAUAGUGAAGCAACAGCCGAUCGAGUUUAUAUAAGUGUAACUUGUGUGUUGAGUUUAACAACGCUGACAAUGGACAUACGUUCAUACAUUCCAGCUGUACCGUACUUCACUGCGAUCGAUUACUUUUUUGUCAUGUGUUAUUUGUUUCUGUUUGCUUCAUUAAUUCAAUUCACUGCUGUCCAUCGUUAUCUUGGCUAUCGUCAAUCAAUGAAAUCUGAGGAGAAUCUAAAUGAACAACGAAAAUCUCCUGUGUUAGAGAAAGCUAUGGAGACCAAUGUCAUUCUGCUAAGAAAUGAAGAAAGCCAUUCAACAUAUUUCCCGCGUCGAUCGACAUUCAGUGUUAUUCAUAAACUCGGCAUAUUACGUAUUUUGUAUUUGAAUGAAUUAAAACAAACACAUGAAAAAUUUCAUGGAGCGUUAAUCCAACUUCUGAAUAGCCUAAAACCAAAUAAAUUCGCAAAGAUGAACUUUGUUCAACCGAGAUACUAUUAUAUAUUACUUUUGGUUAUUCUUGGUAGUCGAUCACAAUUGACAACAGACUCUGAAACCACCGCUUCCUUAAACUUAAUCACCACAGAAACCACAACAACUAGCACUAGCGGUACAAGUUCUUCGAUCACCUCGAUCACCACUGCAACUACUACUACCACUACCACUAGCAGUAACAGUACAAGUUCUUCGACCACCACUGCAACUGCCACUAUCACUACCACUAGCAGUAACAGUACAAGUUCUUCGACCACCACUGCAACUGCCACUAUCACUACCACUAGCAGUAACAGUACAAGUUCUUCGACCACCACUGCAACUGCCACUAUCACUACCACUAGCAGUAACAGUACAAGUUCUUCGACCACCUCGACCACCAAUGCAACUACGACAACCACCAGCACGGGCACUAGCAGUAUAAGCUCUUCGACUACCUCGACUACCAAUGCAACUACCACUACCACGGGCACUAGCAGUGCAAGCUCCUCGACUACCAAUGCAGCUACCACUAUCACGAGCACUAGCAUUACAAGUUAUAUUAUAACUUCGACUAGUACCACAGCACCAACGACAACCACUCAGAUGAUUAGUUCACAAUCAAGCACAACAACGACGACUGCGGCGGCAGGAUUUUAUUGUGUGAAUUCAACUCAUAUUUUAUUAGUGAAUUCCAGUUGUGUGCUGAAGGCUGAUGCACAGCAAUCAAGUUACAACAUAUUGUUGAAUGAUACGGUUAAUGCCACAACAGUAGGAGCGAAUUUGAUUAAUUACUUUGAGUCGGUAGCGAAUGUAACUUCUACUAACUCGAGCUAUAUAUUAACGUUGAACCGAGUAGAUCAAUUGGUCAAUAAUUUGAAUAGUACGAGCUUCACUGUUAAUGGAACCUCAUCGUUUUUGUUGGUACAAACAACAAGUCAAAACCAAUCCGAUGACGUUCUGGUUUUAGGUGCUUCUUUCAGUCCUGACGCGUACGGUCAGGUCGUUAAUACUCAAAAUAGAGAAAGUAUUAUCAGCUCGAAUAUAUCCAGUGCUGCUAUCGUCAGUAACGAUUCAAUAGUGAAUGUCAAGUCGAUGAGUAUAUUUAUUAUUGACAACCCAAGUUUGUACAAAAAUGUAGAUAACUCAACGAAUGACACUUUAGUUAUCUCAUCGUUAAUUGUUGCUUCAGUGAAAAAUUUUCCGAAUAGAUCGAGUUCGGUUAAAAUUGCAUUAUACUUCACUCCAGCAUUAGAUUCUCCACAGCCGAGUAAUGGAACGUUCCUGUGUUCAUUUUAUGAUACAAGCAUGUCUCGAUGGAAUAGUUCCGGCUGUAGUUCGCCGACAUAUAAUUCAGAUUUCAAGCGGUAUGAAUGUAGUUGUAACCAUACAACUUCGUUUGCCCUUAUUUGGUUACCAUCUGGCGUAUUAGCGUCUAGUGGACGUAACUUUCGAUCGGCGGAUACUGCCUCACUCAUUUGCCAAUCGUUAUCUAUAGCGUGCAUUUUGGGCAUUCUUCUUCAUGCCGCUGUGAAUCGAGUAAUUCAUCCUUCGAACCAUAUAUCUGCAACUAUCAUGCUUCCCUUAAUAUCCUAUGCAAGCACAGGCAUUCUGUUUGUCUUUUAUAUUGCUCUCACCAUGACUGUAUAUACUCGCACAACAUCUGAAAAUGAAACACAAUGUUUUUUGAGCUCCCGUGUCCUAAUGUUUUUCACUUACUUCUUCUUAAUCUUUAUGUUAUGCAUCAAAACAAGCAUCGGCUAUUUCAAUUAUUUGCGCUUUGUUCAACUAUUCCCGCCGCCAUCAUAUCGACGACUUUUCGUUCUACUUCUCAUUUCAUUGAUACUGGCAGGCGGUUGGGUUGCUUUCGCAGCUGGCUUCGACUCAAAUCCUUCCUACAACAUUACACAAUUGUACCCCUAUCGAUUUUGCUGGUUUACUCAUACAGUCAUCUAUUAUUUUUUAACCAUACCUGUCGCAAUUUUUCUUCUAUUGACAUUUAUCAACAUUAUUUAUGUUGGCAAGCGCAUGAUAGAGCAUGUGCAACGAGCAACAUCUCCACAUCAUACAUAUCAACGAAUGAAACAAUGUGUGCUAGUUUUAAUAGCAUCUUCAAUUACUCAAGGAGUCGGAUGGUUGUUCGGCCCAUUUCUUUCGUUUGUGAGUCCGUCUGGUGCGUCGGUCUUAGAAUGGUUUUUCAUAAUAUUUAAUGCGUUAGAAGGUGUAUGGGCUGUCCUUGCUUACUUAGUUAUUCGAGCACAAAUAAAACAAGAACAAAUACGUGUAACAACAGUAAAGAAAUGGGCCAAGGAACCAGUUACGGUAAAGAGCAGACCCAAGGAAUCUAACUCACCACCCGCUCAAAAAGGAACUGGUAUCGAAACCAGUGAAUUUGAACCUGUGCGUCGAAAGCGACAGAACGAUCCGAUACAGCGCUUCGAUGAUUUACGUGACACGAACUGA